AUGACUUGGUCGGAAACAAGUAAACCCGUUCCGAUACCGGAUAUGGGCGGCAUGUGGUCAGCAAUAGAACGAAUCGUCGAUAUGUCAAUGGGUACGACGAGAUCAUGCAAUUGGAUGAGGAUGACGAGCUAUCAUGAGCCAACAUGUGGUAUCAAGACCAGUUUAGCGGCAAAAAGCGUUGAGAUAAACUCUGGGGUAGGAGCCACCGCCUCACUCACCGCCUACUAA
Messenger RNA from Penicillium psychrosexuale, 228 nucleotides. RefSeq lists its product as uncharacterized. Lineage: Eukaryota; Fungi; Ascomycota; Eurotiomycetes; Eurotiales; Aspergillaceae. The transcript is spliced from 2 exons. The record is from RefSeq and is a predicted model, not a curated record. Bases 1 to 228 code for a protein of 75 amino acids.